Messenger RNA from Mandrillus leucophaeus (drill), 3701 nucleotides. It is a transcript of the gene INPP5F, whose product is annotated as inositol polyphosphate-5-phosphatase F. NCBI's taxonomy places the organism in Eukaryota, Metazoa, Chordata, Mammalia, Primates, Cercopithecidae. Gene Ontology annotation, biological process: vacuolar proton-transporting V-type ATPase complex assembly. Bases 779 to 2350 code for a protein of 523 amino acids. The record is from RefSeq and is a predicted model, not a curated record. The transcript is spliced from 6 exons.
GCGUCGCAGUUGCCGCAUUCGCCGCAUUCGCUGCAGGCGCGAGGUUGGGUGCAGGCGGCUGUUUGAGCCUCGAGGCAUCGACGGACGGACAGACGGACGGACGGACUGACGAUGCCGCGCUCUCACAGGCCUCCACCUACCGCGCAGCGGGCUGCCACGGCCGCAGCAGCCGAGCCCAAGUCUGAGGGCGUUGUGGCUAUGACUUUCAAGAUUUUUCUCCUUUUUGCAGGACUUAUGGUUAAAGUUCCUGUGGGGUUAUAUUUUUCCUGCAAAUUACUUCUUUUCCAAAGUCUGAUGUUGAUGUCCCCAGAAGACAGCGGCUUUUACGCGACCAUUGUCGCAGUGGUCGGGCUUCAUGUGGUGCUGGCAAUUUUCGUCUUCAUAGUGUGGAAGGAGGGCUUGCCCCAGUGGCGGGAAAACAAAAACGAGUAGAGCAGCUUCUUCAGAGCUGCAAACCGGGGGGGGGGGGGGGGUGGGGAAAUACCUAAAGGGUUUUUCGUCUUGUUUCUUGUUCGUAUUGAACGUGCUUUUUUUUUUUAAGGGGAAGGGUGGGCGGGGAGGGAAUUAAAUAUUUACUGCAGCUAAGACUUCAGUAAAAUUGGGGGUGGGGGGAGGGUUGACAUUUUCCGACUGCCUGUUACCUGCCAAGUGCUUUUUGUUAAGGACAUAAUGUUUUUGACUGGGGAUCAUGUUUGGCUGAUGUAAAUAUUAAUGCCAAAAGAGGAAGUCAGGGUGAAAGUAACACUGUAAUUAGUAGUAGAAUUUAUUUCGUAUUAAAAUGUGUCGUGACGUAAUUUUUAUGGCUUGGCUCAAGCAACAAUUUUCAGAGUGCACCCUCAUUGAUGCUACUCACAGAGAUGUGGAUGUGCUGUUACUGCUUUCUAACUCUGCCUACUACGUGGCCUAUUAUGAUGAUGAAGUUGAUAAAGUAAACCAGUAUCAACGACUAAGUCUAGAAGACCUGGAAAAAAUCGAAAUAGGCCCUGAACCCACUCUUUUUGGUAAGCCAAAGUUCUCCUGCAUGCGACUGCACUACAGAUACAAAGAAGCAAGUGGCUAUUUCCACACACUGCGAGCUGUAAUGCGUAAUCCUGAAGAGGAUGGAAAAGAUACCCUUCAGUGCAUUGCAGAGAUGCUGCAGAUCACCAAGCAAGCCAUGGGAUCGGAUGUACCCAUAAUUGAGAAGAAACUUGAGAGGAAGAGCAGUAAACCUCACGAAGACAUCAUUGGUAUCAGAUCUCAAAACCAAGGUUCUUUGGCCCAGGGAAAGAAUUUUUUAAUGAGCAAAUUUUCAUCUCUAAAUCAAAAAGUGAAGCAGACCAAAUCCAAUGUAAAUAUUGGCAACCUCCGAAAGCUAGGAAACUUUACCAAACCUGAAAUGAAAGUUAACUUUCUAAAACCAAACUUAAAAGUAAAUCUUUGGAAAUCAGACAGUAGUCUUGAAACUAUGGAAAACACAGGAGUGAUGGAUAAAGUUCAGGCAGAGUCUGAUGGGGACAUGUCUUCAGAUAAUGACUCAUACCACUCUGAUGAAUUCCUUACAAAUUCUAAGUCUGAUGAAGACAGGCAGCUAGCUAACUCAUUAGAGAGCGUAGGGCCAGUAGAUUACGUUCUUCCUAGUUGUGGUAUUAUUGCUUCAGCGCCUCGAUUGGGUAGUCGGUCCCAGUCUCUUAGCAGCACAGAUAGUAGCAUUCAUGCUCCUUCAGAGAUAACUGUUGCUCAUGGCAGUGGGCUUGGAAAAGGCCAGGAGUCUCCUUUGAAGAAAAGCCCUUCUGCUGGCAACAUACACAUAUUGACUGGCUUUGCCAAGCCGAUGGAUAUUUACUGCCACAGAUUUGUGCAAGAUGCACAAAACAAAGUGACCCACCUUUCAGAGCCCAGGUCUGUGUCUCAGCAGGCUAGUCAGGAAAGAAAUCAAAUGACCAGUGAAGUUUCAAACGAAGAAACCCAAUCAGAAUCAACAGAACAGACACCUUCUCGGCCAUCUCAAUUAGAUGUCUCUCUCUCUGCAACAAGCCCACAGUUUUUGUCAGUUGAGCCAGCGCAUUCAGUUGCAUCUCAAAAAACCCCCAGCUCCGCUUCCGGCAUGCUUGAACUUGAGACAGGGCUUCACGUAACUCCUUCUCCUUCAGAGAGCAGUAGCAGCAGAGCAGUCUCUCCCUUUGCCAAGAUUCGAAGUUCCAUGGUCCAGGUUGCUAGUAUUACCCAAGCUGGAUUAACCCAUGGGAUAAACUUUGCAGUGGCAAAAGUUCAGAAGAGUCCUGCAGAACCUGAAGUCAUUAAUCAAGUCCAGCAAAAUGAACUUAAAAAUAUGUUUAUACAAUGCCAGACACGGAUAAUUCAGAUUUAGCUUUUAGCCAUAAGAAUCCUUCCAUGGCUUUUAUUUAAAAAUAUGAAGUUUUUAUCUCUUGGGGUAUUUUAAUUGUACUGUCUGAAUCCAGGGAUCACAAAUUCUGUUCAUUGGAAAGGGUUUUAAAAGGAGUCUGAACCUGAGUAGAUUUCCAGAUUUUAGAGCCAGGACUACAGAAGCGCAUCAUUCUAGAAUGUGUAGACCUGAGUAGCUUAUACACUACAGAGCACUUUGCUUAUUUGAAAGUAAUUCAGCAACAGGUCACUUUGGGAUAAACUGAACCUUUUUUUUGGAGUGGGGUGGGUAGACUACAUUAAGUAGACACAAGGGCUGGACAUGCAGAUGUUUAGGGGAUUAGCAUUUUUCAUUAUUUGUUCUGUUUGUCAGUUCAUUCCUGUGUGUUACCUCUACAAAUUACACAUUUAGUUUUUAGUGACUAACAUGUUACCAAAGCAUUUGAAUAUAAAGCUAUUUUAGUUUUGAUGGCUUAACUAUUCCCUGAGGAGUUGAGGGUUACUGACACUAAAAUGAAUUCUGAUUUGAUCCUAAUUUCCCCCAUAUUCUACUUGAACACAUUAAAAAUACUCUGCUGCCUACAGUGUAAACCUAGGAAUAUUAAGACUUGUCACACAGUAAACCUGAUACAUCAGAGGUGAAUACCAGCACCUAUUAAAUUCCAUUUUGCUGUUUUCAGGAAUGUAAGAACACACACAUAUUGGCUACUGGAAAUCCCGGAAGUCCGGUUUUCAUUUAUUCCAGGAGGGGCAUCCUCGACAUCUUAUGUAGACGAUCAACAACUUCAAAAUUUAGUCUGGGCCAAGUGCAGUGGUUCACACCUAUAAUCCCAACACUGGGAGGCCAGGAGUUUGAGACCAGCCUGGGAAACAUAUGUCUCUACAAGAAAAUACAAAAAUUAGCUGGGCUUAGUGGUACAUGCCUGUGUUUCUAGCUAUGCAGGAAGAUUGCUUGAGCCCAUGAGGUUGAGGCUGCAGUGAGCUGUGAUUGUGCCACUGAUCUCCAGCCUGGGGGACAGAGCAAGACUGUCUCAAAAAAAAUUUAGUCUGAAGCACAACUGUGCUGAAUCUGUCUGACUAACUCUUGACCACACAGAACCAGGGUUUGCCCCUGUAAUCCCCAUGGUAAGAAAGUUGUACGGCAUAUUCCAACAAGUAUUGGUUUGUCUGGUAUCUUUAGAGCUCUACUCUGUUGAUGUGAUUGAUUCUCGGCUGAACAUUAUGUCUGUUGUAACUCUGAUAAGCAUUCCACUUUUGUUAUUUAUUAGUGGUAUCUUUUUUUUUACGUGUUAAAUCUUGUGAUUGUUAAAAUAAAGUAUCACUGUAAUUUAAAGUGA